Sarcophilus harrisii (Tasmanian devil) is the source of this 3913-nucleotide messenger RNA. RefSeq names its product zinc finger protein 672 (gene ZNF672). NCBI's taxonomy places the organism in Eukaryota, Metazoa, Chordata, Mammalia, Dasyuromorphia, Dasyuridae. The transcript is spliced from 2 exons. Bases 1095 to 2708 code for a protein of 537 amino acids. Gene Ontology annotation, molecular function: RNA polymerase II cis-regulatory region sequence-specific DNA binding; DNA-binding transcription factor activity. The record is from RefSeq and is a predicted model, not a curated record. Gene Ontology annotation, biological process: regulation of transcription by RNA polymerase II.
AAAAAGGGCACAUUCUCAGAGUGAUAAUCUUAAAAGGGAACGCAGCUUCAGUAAAGGGAACAGUUUUACCUCCCUCUUCAGAAGGACUGGCUUCUCAUCUUUGUUGGAUUUGAACUUAAAAAUUAGAACAAUCACAGUUUGAACCUUUAGCUUUUCCUUAAUUAUAGUUUAGGUUGGAGGAGGAGGGUAAAAUGGGAAUAUUAAAGGAAUAUUCCUUUUUCCUAAAUCUCUUUUAUCUCAAACCAUUUGGCUUGAGUGGAAUAGUGACACCUAAGAUUUUUUUAAAAUUCCAUUAGCAUCCACAAUCCAGAUUUAUACCCCUUAUGUCCCUCAUAACUAUGUAUGAUAUUGAUCUGUCCCUUUGAAUUUAUCCUCAAAUUCUCAUUCCACCGAGGCUUCUUUAUUACUCUCUAGUCCAGGGCUGCAAAGAGUUAAAGUGUCUGAGAUACUAUAAAGUCCCAAAUCCUAGAGCGGUCUCAGACUGUCCGACAGGAAGGAAUUCCUGUUAGACUUCCUGUUCUGGACACUGAGGACAUCGAGACUAGGAGUCAAAGAGGGAUUAAGCAUUGAUUCUCUAGUUCCUUUUCCGGCCCCCAGGUAAUACUUGUUGGGUUUUACUAAUAUCUUCGGGUACAACAAUGCACCCCCUGAAGCCUUAUAGGGAAGAAAAUCCAUGAAAGAACAACUGAGGCAGCUGACAGUGAUAGAAUAAAGCUUCCAAGCAGAAGUGUUUACCAAAUCAGGAAUUUCCCCAGACCAAGUGGACAAUUACGUUUUAACUAAGAAGAAAAUUUAAGUUUAUCAAGAAAAUAAUAUUUUUGUAUACAGUCCUUCCAGAAAGCAAGAAAAGAUUACUUCUAUCCCUGCUUAGUCACCACCUCUGCUUUUAGGCAACCACCGUGUAAGGAAAAAGCUUAUUCAACAACCAGAAAGUCUGGUGCUGGAGGAAAGAAAACUACCAAUAUCCACCUCCUCGGAGUGCAGAGGAAAAUAUUCCCCACAUACCUCUUCUAACUGGCUCACCCUCUUUCCUCUUGAAUCUAGGAUUGCAGAAAUCAUUUGUUUCCUGUUAUUUCACCCACCCCUUUCCAGCUAUGUAUGGAACAGGAAAGCCCUACAAAUGCAAUGAGUGCAACAAGAGCUUCCGAUACAGUUCAGUGCUGCAUCUCCACCAGCGCACACAUGCUGGAGACUGUUGCUACCGAUGCCUAGAGUGUGGUGAGGGUUUUGCACAGAACGCAGAGCUUAGGGCCCACCAGCGUACACAUGCUGGUGAGACCCUCUAUAUCUGCAAUGAGUGUGGCAAGAGCUUCCAUCAGAGUGUCUAUCUAGAUCUACACCAGAGUACCCAUACUAGAGGCAAGCCCUGCAAAUGCCAUUCCUGUGGGAAACGCUUUCCCUAUCAUUCUGCCCUCUAUUGUCACCAGAGACAUCACCCUCGUGAAAAGCCUUAUCGAUGCCCCAUCUGUGGAAAAAGCUUCCGUCAGAGUGCCUAUAUCUUUCACUAUGAGAGGGCCCAUGGUGGUUCUAGUGCUCUCACUGCAGAUGGGCUCCCUUCAGGGCCAGAGGCCAGUGAAGAUAGAUUUAUUGUUCACACAGGCCCUAUCCUGCCUGCCCCAUUGCACCCUGAAGAAAAAUCCUAUCAGUGCGGUGAGUGCCAUCGCAGUUUCCGAAGUAGCUCAGGGCUGCUGAAACAUCGUCGUGUCCAUGAAGCAGGAAAGCCCUCUAAGUGCAAUCAGCGCGGAAGGAGGUUUGACAAUGGGGAACAGCUCUCUGCACAUCAGAAGCAAAGCCACAGUCAUAGACAUAGGAGUGGAGCCAAGGUGGAAGGAGCCCACAAGUGCCUUGUGUGUAAGGAAGUCUUUAAGCAGGCAUCAGAACUCCGGGUCCACCAGGCGACACAUGGAAUGACCCGAGUCCAUCGGUGCAGUGUAUGUGGAAAGAGCUUUAGUAAAAGCUCAACCCUGACACGACACCUGCAGACACAUUCUGGAGAAAAGCCGUUCAAGUGCCCCGAGUGUGGGAAGUGCUUCACAGAGAGUGCCACACUGGUACGACACCACCGAAUUCAUACAGGGGAGAAGCCUUACGCCUGCCCAGACUGUGGGCGGAAAUUUAGUGAAAGUUCCACACUAAUGAGGCACCGUAGAAGCCAUAAGGGAGAGAAGCCACACCAGUGUACCACCUGCGGCAAGAGUUUUGGGCAACGAUCAGAUCUGAUUGUUCACCAAAGGAUUCAUACUGGGGAAAAGCCCUUUCCUUGCCCAGAGUGUGGCCGACGGUUCAGUGAUCGCUCAGACCUCACAAAGCACAAGCGCACGCACACAGGUGAAAAGCCGUACCGUUGUGAGGAAUGUGGCAAGUUCUUCACAUGUGUUUCCAACCUAAAUGUUCACAAGAGGAACCAUGCUGGUGACAAGCCCCACAAAUGCCCUGAAUGUGGCAAGUGUUUCAGUGUUGGCUCCAAACUGGCGCUUCACCGGAAGACCCACCAGGGUGAACGCCCUUCAGAGUGUGCUGAGUGUGGAAAGUGCUUUAGCCAUAGCCGAUCACUGUCACAGCACCUGAGGGCCCAUGCCCGUGCCAGGGCAGCUGCAGGAGCCACUGCAGGUGGUUUGGUUGGGAUUGCACCCACCUUGAUCUUUUCAGUAGAUCCUGGCCAAGAAAAGUCGGGCCUAAGGGUAACAGAAGUAGGAGAGAGGUACUGAAGCUCCUAGGUAAAAAGCACUUACUCACUUUCCCUCUAACCUCCUGAAAGGAAGUCUGGAGGAAAGUUUUGACUAAAUAAUGGGAAAAGAUAGUAUUGGGGCUGAGCUUGCUCUGCCUUCUUCUGUCCUUCCCAUGUAUAUCUUCCUUCACUGCAUUCUCAGUCUCUUUUCUCAUUUGCUGUAUAUCUUAGUUGUCACCUUUUUCUGGGUGCGCAUUGUGCCUCUUCUAGUCUCUUUACACUUCCUCAUAUCCCAUCUAUCAUCUUUCUGUAGUAUAGGUAGCAGUGGAUGUAGUAGAAGUCAAAUUGAAUUAACCCUUCUCAGCCUGCAUGGGAGAGAGAUCCCAAACACAUUAAAAAAAAAAAAAAAAACCCACAAUGUUUUUAAUCUUUGCUUAUUUGUUCCAUCUUUGUCUAUGCCUCUCUUUCCUCUGUCUGCAUCUUUUAUGUUUAUUUCAUUAUCUUUUCCCACCCUCUCAGUAUUAUUGUGUCUCCAUUUGUCCUUGAUGGCCUGGGUUUUUUUGUUUUUGUUUUUUGCUUUCUGUCCUUUCUUAACCCUCUUCUAUAAUUCUCUUGUCUUUGCUCUCUUUUUUCUCUAUUUCCAUAUAUGUUGGCCCCUCCAUUUCUGUGGGGUUAACGGAAAGAGAAAAUUGAGAAAAAGAGUUGUGAGUGAAAUACAAGGGAUGAGAAGGGUAGGUGUGAAAAUAUAAAAGAUCUGGAAAAAGACCCCCAAAAUAUUGCCACAUGCCAAAAUAAUAUACCAAUGCUAAAAUACAUAUCAGUACAUGUCAGAAAUAGCCUUAUGUCAGUGAAAUUCAAGGGAAGGAAUAAAGGGUAAACAUGAGAGUCCUUGCAAACAAUCCUAAGCCAUCCCCAUCACAAAUCCUGGUUCGGUCAAAAUAUAUAGAUUGGCAAAUUAAAGUUCUGUGCUUCUAGAUCGAGAUAGCCGGGAUUCCACACAUAUUGAGGGGAAGGGAGAUAAGCCAAGAGCUUACCCUAUAUUUCCUUUAUUUCACUCUCCAUUGGAACAUGAAAGUGUUUGUAAUUUACAAGGCUAUUCUGUGGCACCCUGAUAGCCACAGUCUUCAUCCUUAAUGACACUGAAGAGUAUGGAGGAACAAGAAUAAAGAAAAUCAGAAGAAACUCCUAGGAUAUCCCUUUUUCCCUGUAACUGCUCUUUAGAAUAAAGGUGUUUUUUGUGCCUGA